Molecule: messenger RNA, 545 nt
Organism: Exophiala aquamarina CBS 119918
Lineage: Eukaryota; Fungi; Ascomycota; Eurotiomycetes; Chaetothyriales; Herpotrichiellaceae
Exons: 1
Coding region: 188-469 (93 amino acids)
Source: RefSeq, a predicted model, not a curated record
GAUAGAGAACGAAACUUCCGCAACGACCCUGGUUUCCACCUCGCCUACCGCAAGAGAUUGAAUCUGCUCUUACCCAAAUGUUCCCACUAUUUUUGCGGGGAACCGAGUUGAACAAAUCAGCUCGAGAGAACUUCAGAGAGAUCAUGUUAGGCAGGCUCGGACCAGGACACGAAGAUUUAAAGGCAAAAUGAUUCCGACAUGGCCUCCUGGUUGUCGUAGACUGACACCAGGCGAAGGUUAUCUUGAGACUUUGAUCCAAGACCACGUCGGUGUCAUACAUGGCAAGAUUAUCAGGUUUACCGAAAAUAGACUCGUGACGGCAACCGGAGAAGAGCUGAAUUUUGAUAUCAUUGCGUAUGCCACGGGGUUGGCCAUCUCAUAUAUACCACAUAUUGGUAUUAUGGGAGAAAGGGAACGACGAUGCAGGAGGAAUGGUCUGAGACGCCAAACACCUAUCUGCGUAUUGUAGCACCAAAUUUCCAAAUUACUUCGUUGUAAUAGACCGACGCGGUAAUUGGGGACAAGGAUUUAGGUUACCUUCUGUA